UUAGCCCUGGGUGAAAGGACAGACCGGUCAUAAAAAGGCAAGGACCUGGUCUGGACAUUCAUGUAUACGUGCUGCUAUCGCCACAUGCAUUGAAACGAGGAAUUUCAUUCGGUAAGUCAAGAGGCCGCCCCCCUCGAUCCCCUUCCCAGCAUUUCCAGCACGGACGCCAUUUAUCGGCGGGGAAAUCAACAUUGAUUCCAGGAUAUUCCUAUUCGGGUCAGACAAGAACAAGAAGAAGUAGGACUUGGAUAAUCAAACUUUGGAUCUAGAACACGAUUAAUCAUAUUACUCAUAAUUAUGUCGAGAUAUUAACGGAUUACUGCGUCAUCAUUCUUAUGUAUUCUUACAUUUCUCAGACUGACUUCUCUUUCAGAAACAAGGAAGGACUGAGCUCCAAGAGAUAGAUAGAGCAAGGGAUGUAGUGAUCGACGAUAGACUACCGAUUCCAGGAUAUGUGCGAGGACAGUAGCACCUUGGACAAAGGACCUGUUCGAAAGAUACCACGUAGUUUAACUAUAGGGAGGAAGCAAUCCCCAGAAGAGGUUUGUCAAUUCAUGGUAUCAGCGUGAUGAGGAAGGCGAUUCAAGUCAAUGAGCUGUAUCAGUUGGUAUUUCUAAUUUAAAAACUAAAAUGGAUGCGUGUACGAACUCCUUAUCGAGUCGCCCUUUGUCUGCCAGCCCUUGCAAGAACACGAUGACGAAUCGGAGAUCGCAGCCAUCGUGGCGGCUGACCCGACAAUUCUCUUGUCUCCUUCGAAGACCGUCUAUGACGAUAUUAUCAAACGCCUUAAUCUUACUCUGGACUUUUGUUGGAAUUUUAUCACCUUCUUUUACGAGAGCACAAGAUACAACAUGGAUAAAUCUAGGACUGGACACAAGGGUCCAGCAGUUCGAUGCCUUCCGGAACCCCGAACUCUUCAUCCUUGGUACACAACCCCUGUGCAGUGAGUUACUUGGUCUGUCACCGGGACAGCAGAAACUAUGUCAGCUCUACCAGGACCACAUGGCGCCCAUCGGCGAGGGGGCCAAGAUGAGCAUCGAUGAAUGCCAGAACCAGUUCACCAACCGAAGGUGGAACUGCAGCACGGUGGACAGUCGCAACGUCUUCGGGAAGGUCCUCAGCAUUUCGAGUCGUGAAGCGGCAUUCACCUACGCGAUCACGUCGGCGGGCGUCGUCAACGCCAUCAGUCGAGCAUGUCGGGAAGGCCAGCUCUCGACAUGCGGGUGUGGCAAAUCACCCCGCCCACCCGACAUCCCCCGAGACUGGGUGUGGGGAGGAUGCGGCGACAACAUCGAUUACGGCUACCGUUUCGCCAGGGAGUUCGUCGAUGCCCGUGAGAUGGAGACAAACCCGCAGAGGGGAAGCUUUGCCUAUGAUCGGAUGAAGAUGAACCUACAUAAUAAUGAAGCCGGUAGAAAGGCAGUGUUCGAUAACGCGCAACCCGAAUGCAAGUGCCACGGUGUGUCUGGGUCAUGCAGUCUGAAGACAUGCUGGCUACAACUGAGUCCUUUCAACCGUGUUGGAGCGAUCCUCAAAGACAAGUACGACGGCGCCACCAACGUCCGCGUCAACAAGAAAGGCAGGCUGGUCAACUCCGAUGUCCGCUUCAACAAGCCUACCCGUGAUGACCUGGUGUACCUUGAACAAUCUCCAGAUUACUGUGUUCCCGACAUACAGACUGGUUCAUUGGGUACGACGGGUCGCGAGUGUAACAAGACGUCUAUGGGCACUGACGGCUGCACGUUGAUGUGCUGCGGAAGGGGCUACAACUCCUUCACGAAGGAGGUCGUCGAAAGAUGCAAAUGCAAAUUCAAGUGGUGCUGCUAUGUGAAGUGUCGGAAAUGCAGAACAUUGGUUGAUGUACACGUUUGUAAAUAGAAUAGAACAUUUAUUGCACAAAGAACGUAUUUAUGAUGUGACGGUGCAACUGAUAGGAGUUAUCCUACAGCUACUGCCACGUAACUUGCAGUUCAAGCCAGACUUGAACUGCAACAAAGAUGACGAACCGCCCUCUUCCCUUGUUUAGAUGCUCUUGAGCAUCACUAGUGUCUUCGGGAUUCGUCGCUAAGUUUACAUCUACCUUAGAUGUACCUAACUGAUGACCUGUAUCGUGUAUGAAAGUAUGAAAUUGCGGACAUUGUCUUCAAGUAAAUAAAGUGUUUAAUGGGACCCAAAUGUGUGCGACAAGUUUUAGUCUUCUGGCUUGAUGGCUGCCAUAGUUUAUUGUUAUUAUUACGUGUACACAUGUAGCUUUCCACAGGUUAUAACAUGGAACUUUGAACGUUUAUUGAUCUCACUCGACCGCUUAACAAUGAAAAAAGCUGCAAAAUCAUGUUUUGUUCGAAGUCUGAUAAAAAGGAAUUGACGGAAUAGUAAGGUGAUCCGUUGUUAUAAUGUGGACUAAGAUUGCAUUUGGAUAGUUAAUAACCAUUAUUUUUACAAAAUGAUCAGACACCACAUAUUGUAAAAUAUUAUAAAGGUGAAGCGUGAAAAUGACUUGAUGAAGGUGAUUUCACUGAACUAAUUCACGAGGCUGCAAUUCUCUUUUCUGAAUUAGAUGAUUAUGAUGAGAAGAACACUUUGAUAUGAUUUCAGAAACGGAUGUUUCGAACCAACUGACAUGCCAGUCGAAGGCCUAUCUUAUGCCGUCAUGAAGCUGUUGUCAUCUUGGAAAGAGUGUCCGUGUCCUUGAUGGAACAUCGAUAAUCCACGGAUGCUAUUUGCAUCCUCCUCGAUAUAAAUUAUUAACACGAUCAAGUACACACAAAUACAACAUUCGCGGGAACGUUGUCCUUAAAACGCAAACUGACCAUGAGCACCGAACUAAAUAUGCAAUUGUAUAGACCAGGUUUUGCAACUAUUUGGAAAUUGAAAGUGCGCCUUUCAAACUGGGGUGAAAUAUAUUUUGAUAGUUAUUGAUUUUGACUACAGUGAUUACCAUAAAUCGUGGAGGGAUGAAUCAGUCUUGCUAAGUCAUUUGCAACAACCAGACGAGAGUGUUAUUUUGGGGGAAAACUGAAAAUAAACCCGUUUAUUAGAAGAGGAAAAUAAUACGUACCGUGUAGUAAAACGUGGACAUGGUGGAGUGUAUUUCGGUCACAACGAUACGAUGUAGUGAAUAUCAUAAUGGAACUAAUUUCAAGACUAAAGACUUUGAAGAAAUUCGGGUGACUAUCGUGUAAAACUCCAUUUUGAUAAGGAGCUAUGUGUAAAAAGAAAACAUUUGGGGUCACCAAACAAGUUAAGAUAUGAUAAAUUGUAAAAGGUAGGCCAUUGAAUCACAGUACUAUGUAUUGAUUAGUAGCUUAAUGAUUUCCAGAGAAAUCUCUUCCCAAAAGUAAAAAUUUUCAAAUUACGAACGCCCAUUAUAUGGGUUGUUACGUCCCGUUACAUCCCGUGUGGUGCGCGUUCGUAUACAAAUUUGGAAUUUUUAUUGCAUGGCGCUGUUGGCUGUACGUAACCAGUGACGUUAAGGUCACCGGCACUGCGCAUGACUGUUGGACUGACGUAUGUUUGGUGAAUAACAGAUGAUCAAAUCGAGCUGUUGCAGCCAAAGCCAGCAUUGUCAUUGUUGAUGGCGUCAGUUAUUCAUAGUCCGAAUGUUGCUUACAGCAUAAGUGUGAUUAUUUGUUUUAUUUUUGCUUGCCGAAUGCCGCGGUCACACGAAGGAAACAAACCCCAGUCAGAUCAAAGCUGAUUACAUGAUGUGUGAUGGCGUAUCAUCCGUCAGUUUGGGGUUGGUAUCGUUGGUGUGACAGCGACAAAACAUAAUAGUACCCGCUGAUAUUACGCCCAUCUAGACUAGACUCUGGAAUGAUGCUAAUCAUAUAUUGUUUCCAUUUAUGUCCAUUUUUAUUUCUCCCAUUCGCUCAACUCGAACUGGGGUAAGGCAUGUAAAGGAGCAGUUGCCAGUUAGCCACAAUGGAUCAGAGGUAUCCAUAAUGAAUAUUCUGGUUAUAAUUGGACGAUACCAUUCCUGUAUUUUAUUUCUUGUCAAGCAGUAUUCCUGGUGUAUUUGACCAAGAAGUAUACUGAUUUGGACAGACUCAAAUAUGAUAAACGGUUAUCAUCAGUACAUUUUAUUCUAUAAAUAAUCAUAAGUGUGUAUGGAAUUAAACCCUAUACAAUCUAUUUGAAAUGCCACAAUGAUAGGUAACCAAUGUUUGCCGUAUUUUUAUAUAUAUUCACUUGAUGGUACUAGGGUUUCUCGGGUUUUAGACUUAUUUUUAUCGACAAUGUUGUACUCAUAGAUUUUAAAAUAAACUAUUAAUCGUUUACUUCUAUGCAGUAAAUCGAUUAUGAUGAAAAUUCUAGACGCAAUUACGUCUUGGUUACGCCGACACCUGUUGUAAUACUCAAACGAUUUGAUGAUAAAAAUAAGCUAUUACCAAGUUGGUUAAUUGAUAUUCUUAGACGUUAUUAAUUACUUUGAGCAGACUAUUUGUUUUGAUUGAAAUAUGUAAUAAAGGUAUAUGUUUUAUGUCUCGAAAUCAUUGUAUAUUAAUUCUCGAAUGUUUGUGUAUACCGAAUUGAUGGAAUUUCUGUAAAUAGGUGAAAAUAAUUAUGUAUUUUAACCGAUUGAAAUAUUCAUGUAUUGACUUUGCAUAUGAAAAGAAGGGAAUGAUUUUCGAUUCCUCGAAUUGUUUUUUUUUUUAAUUAUAUUAUUGAUUAUACCUAGCUUGUAGGUAUAUUCUUACACAUGUUACACUAGUAACACUACCCGUUGAAUCCAUAUGAAAUGAAUAAUUUCAAACCAUUUAUUGCUAUGUAUGAAAAUCGUUCCUACGGUGUUCGUAAAGGUAUUUGUGACCGUAGCAUUAGGGAUACAGGUAUAACUUCUUACAUCAAAAAUUAAUAAUGAAUAAUAAUUAGAUUUCUAGAGAAGACGAUCUUAAUAUUUGCAUAAGUUUUCGACUCUGUCUUCAUUCCCCCCCCCCCCUCCCCUCUCUCUCUCCCCCUCACUCCCCUAUCACUCUUCCCACUCUCUCUCUCUAUUUUCCCUCUCUCACUUACACAUGUACACUCAUUUGCACAGACAGGCAGUCACACACACAUAUUACAUACACAAACCCACACACACGCACAAACUCUCUCUAUCUCUAUCUCUCUCUCUUCAAACAAUAAAAAAAUCAACACUGAUAGAAACUGCGAGAACACUCGACCGCGCCAUCUCUACAUUACACACACACACCCCACACCAAGGAGUUACAACUCCUUGCCCCAACACCUUCAAGUCUGUACCCCUCUCCUUCAUUAAAUCACUUUGAUUCCCUUUCGUCCCUCAAUCCGUUGCUUCUUGCAUUUUUUUAAGAUUUUAAAUUAAAGCUGCUUUCACUUUUCGAAGUACAGAGGAAUGGCCCUACAGAAGGUCAUAUUUCCUCACAGACUCUUCGUUUGCUUUUAGACUAAUAUUAUUAUUUUGGGUUUGACAUCGUAAGAAAAUACAAUUAAAGAUUUUAUUUGUGACCGUUGUGUUGAAAUGCGGGGAAGUUAUAAAUGCCGUAGGUUUAUUUGAUGCUCCAAUUAACCUUUCUUUUGAAAGUGAUACUUUUUAAAAUAAUAUCGCAGUAUUACAGUCGAUUUUUUUUAGUAUUCAGUGUAUACCACCAAAAUGAUGUUAUAUAUUUCCGAGAGAUCGCAUUAAAAAGUGAGCGUGAAACUA
Lytechinus pictus (painted urchin) is the source of this 5662-nucleotide messenger RNA. Its product is annotated as protein Wnt-5b-like. Gene Ontology annotation, cellular component: extracellular region. Gene Ontology annotation, biological process: multicellular organism development; canonical Wnt signaling pathway; cell fate commitment. Bases 631 to 1878 code for a protein of 415 amino acids. NCBI's taxonomy places the organism in Eukaryota, Metazoa, Echinodermata, Echinoidea, Temnopleuroida, Toxopneustidae. Gene Ontology annotation, molecular function: frizzled binding; cytokine activity. The transcript has 5 exons. The record is from RefSeq and is a predicted model, not a curated record.